GUUUUCGGGGUGUCCCCUGCGGAUGAAUAAUCAUGAGGGGGAAAUGGGCGGAGCUUCGCAUGUGACUAUAGGCGUUGGGUUAUGUUGUUCGCCCGCCCCCCACUCCAAGUAUUAAUUUACAUUUCUAAGGGUCCUGUCCACUACUGAACUGUUUCCAGCAGUGAAAUAAACAGAUUUAACAGACACCUUCAUAACAGGAGAGAUGAACCGAUGCAUUUCCUUCUUCUGAGGUUCAUCUGAAGUCACUUGCCAUAGAGAAGUAUCGCUCAGGACUGAUUUGAGGUCUGGACCAGACAGACAUACCAGAGGGACUGUCCCGUGCACGGAGCAUUAUGGCAGAGCCAGACUAUAUGGACGGUGAUGGCGAUGAACUCGUUAAGCCCAAGAAACUCCUCAACCCAGUGAAGUCCUCCAGAGAUCACCAGGACUUACACAGAGAGCUCGUCAUGAACCAGAAGAGGGGUCUUGCACCACAGAAUAAACCAGAACUCCAGAAGGUGAUGGAAAAGAGGAAGAGAGACCAGGUGCUGAAGACUCAGAAAGAGGAGCAGGAGGCGCACAAGAAGAGGUCAGACCUUGAGAUCGAGCUCAUGAAGAGACGAGAGACCCUCGAACAGCUGGAAUUGGAGCAACAAAAGAAUGAAGAGGAGCAAGAAAACACCCCAGAGUUUGUCAAAAUGAAAAGCAAUCUGAGAAGAACCAAACAGGAAGAGGACGGGCAGGAGCGUGCCACCUAGAAACCGUUUCUAUGGCACAUUUGUUGACAUGGCAACUGGACUGUUGUUUGUGGGGAUUUCCUGGUGUUCCUCCCCCAUGUGUCCCUGUGAAACGAGUGACUGUAGACGAACGGUUCCUGUUGCCUGCUCGCAGACACAACCAGUAUUCACGCUGCCUCUUUUUCUAAACAACGAUCACAAAUAAAGAGGAUUGAAGAAUAAACGAAAUGCAUACACACAAACUCUUGUACAUGGGUGCAGCCUCUUUGCCACUGGUUGACCGGCUUUAAAGAACACGCAUGGCAGAACAAACAGAGACCACAUGAUUACUUUGGUAUAUUUAAUUUUUUUUGAGGGGGGCACAUAUUAUUUUACUAUUUUACAUUAAAAACCUGAAAUGGGACACUGGAUGGACUCUUUUAAGCCAAAACAAUGCUCUUUUAUUUAUGUUCAGUGUCAGCUUUUGUUUGCAAGGGCUUCUCCGAGACAUUUUUAUCUUGGUUGAUGAUUAAAAAAAAAAAAAGAAGAAAGGAAAGUAAAUAUGCAAAGUUGUGAUGCAUCUUGCUUGCUUUUUAUGAAUUGUAAUGUCUGUGUGCUCCCUCUGCUGAAUUACAUAAGCAAUACUAGUUCUAGUUUUGUGAGGUUUCUUUGCAAAUAUUUUUGUUAUAACUUUUUUAAUGAAUACAUUAAUAAGUUAAUACACUUUAGUUUAAUGUGGUAUUAAACACAAGUGCAACUGUUUUCUUUAACUUGAAUGGUAGUUGUUCUUAAGAGUUUAAAAAGAACAUGAAAUGUUAUUAAUGUAGAUUUGAGCCAAUAAAUAACCACUUUUUGUGUUCCCUUAAAACCUUCUUUUAAUAAAUAUUAUUUUAUCAUGUUGAA
Carassius carassius (crucian carp) is the source of this 1598-nucleotide messenger RNA. RefSeq names its product protein FAM107B-like. The record is from RefSeq and is a predicted model, not a curated record. Bases 333 to 737 code for a protein of 134 amino acids. NCBI's taxonomy places the organism in Eukaryota, Metazoa, Chordata, Actinopteri, Cypriniformes, Cyprinidae. The transcript has 4 exons.